CGCCGUUGUGGGUGUCACUGGCGGCAAAAUCCCAAAACAGAAUCAAAAUUUCCUGGCUCAUUUCUUUGUGCCUCUAAGCUCAACCACUCUCUAGGGUUUCGGCUUUCACAAGGUGCUUUCUUUCAUAAAUGGACUCAUCAACGUCCCUCGUCUGCAAUCUAGGGCUUUUGGACACUCUUAGCGACGAUUCAGUGCAAGAAAUACUCGAAAGCUACUCGGCCUUCUGUGCCGCCACUGGAGCUCUUCUCAACGGCUCUGGUGAUCUCUCUGUCGGACCAGACUUCAUUUCUCACGUCCACGUCCUCUGCAAGCACGGCCUUCACUCGCUCGUACGUGACCACUUCCUCCAGUCACUCGAGGUAGUUUUUGAGAAAAAUGGAGCAUCAAGAUUUUGGAGGCAUUUUGAUGUUUAUAACAACAUUACAGCUUUGGGGAAGAAUGGAAGCGCUAUUGAUGGGGAUCAGGUUCAGCAAGUGCUGUGCAAGGCUUUGGAAGAGAUAUGUUUGGAAAAGCAGUAUCAGGAGAAGUGCGUAUUGAUUUUGGUUCACGCUUUGCUGUCAUAUAAGGAGUCUGUAGCGGAUGGAAAGCACAGUCUUGAUAAGGAAAGAAUCCAUCUUGUUUCCAAGUAUCAGUUGAUGGUUUCUUCAGUUCUUAUGGCAGCUCUUCCUCGACAUUUUCCUGGUAUGCACCUUAUCCACCCCUCAUCCCCUCAUCCCCUCCCCAACAAACCAAAUUUUGGAAUUACAAUUUCUUAUUGUCUUUCAUAUUUGUCAUUUAAUGGGACUUUCUUCGCUUGUAGUGCAAGUAUUUUUCAGCCAAUGGUUUACGUUUUUCAUUGCCUCCUUGGUUAGGAUCAUGGCUGCCGCCUCUCCCUCUUUGUUUAUAUGUUUUUAUUGUGUUUAACUGUGUAGAAAUUUUAGUUUUAUUGGCUUAUAUUUAACAGUCAAUGAGAAUCAAUUCAUUUUCUUUUAAUCUGAAGAGGAAUAAAUGCAUAAUUAACAU
Rubroshorea leprosula is the source of this 1002-nucleotide messenger RNA. The record is from the annotation of a GenBank genome assembly. NCBI's taxonomy places the organism in Eukaryota, Viridiplantae, Streptophyta, Magnoliopsida, Malvales, Dipterocarpaceae.